AUGACGCUCCUCCACUUUUUCGCCAGCAGCGUCUGCUGCUUCGGACCGAUCUACGCUGUCUACAAGGCGACGGAAGUGUCGGACCAAGCCGGCACGCUGUGGCUGAUCGCCCUCUCCGCCACCUCUUACCUUUUUACGCAACUUCUGAGAAGCUUGGUUGUCGCGUCUUUGGUUCCGGCCACCUGUCACCUUUACUUUGUCUGUGAGGCCUUCACGCAGAUCCUUUGGGGCGUCAUGGAGGUCAUCGGUCUCUACUUCGUAGUUCACCACAGGACUGCAAUGACGUUCGACGCGGAUUCGCGCCUGCUGAGUAUUGGGCUCGGCUGGUCCUUCGCCCACUCUCUCUUCACCAAUCUCUUGCCCAUCAUCUCAAGUGCCCGGACUGUGGCGUUCCACUGGAAGUUCCUCUACGGUGCUUUGUCGGCAAAUGUUUCCAGCGUAGGUCUUUUCGUCCUCAACACAGGAGUCGCUCGACUCAGGGAACGGCUGAGCGUCGCUGGAUUCGGCUCCCACCCUAGCGUUCACUCCGUAGCCGCGUUUCACAGCCGGCUUCUUCUCGGUAGCACUCCCUCUACCGCUCCUGCGGAAACUCCGGCGUGGUGGGUACAGCUCGUGCUUCAAGCAAUAGUCGCUGCGUCUGUCGGGUUCUUUACGUUGCAAUUGUACCGCUCUCGGGCGGCCAAGGGCACAGGCUCGCAGUCGGCGUCCACUUCGCAGCAAGGACAUGGUUCCACGCAGCCCAAGCGAGAGUGA
Molecule: messenger RNA, 753 nt
Organism: Neospora caninum
Lineage: Eukaryota; Apicomplexa; Conoidasida; Eucoccidiorida; Sarcocystidae
Product: AGAP008757-PA, related
Exons: 7
Coding region: 1-753 (250 amino acids)
Source: RefSeq, a predicted model, not a curated record